UGACGCGACGCGCGAAGCGUGGUUGGCAACCCUGUCCGCAGCUGCUGGCGUGUUUCGUUUUCAGCAGGUUUUUCAUUGAAUGCAGGGAACGGAGCGUAGGCAGCAGGAGUCCAGGCGCUUGAAUCGAGGAAGACGAUGAAAAAUGGGGACGGCGCGCGGGUUCCAGCUGUCAUGAAUGAACAUCAACAUCGAUGAGACUGUGGUGCGCGCAACGGCACUCACUUUGAAUAGUUUGCUAGGCGGCUACGCUAGCAGCCGCUCCAUGGCUCCUGCGACGGUGAUUUCCGCGACCGAGAGCGGCGACGACAGUUUCUUGGCGGAGGACAACAACUGGCUACUUCGACUGUUGGUGAACUUGCUCGGCUACGCCACCAUCAUCGGCCCGGGCGCCCUGAUCAUAUGCUAUGUGCGCAGGACCAAGUUCUUGGAAAACCAGGGAGGUCCCCUUGCACGCGUACUGCGCUUGUUUGUGCUGGGACAUGAGCCGGACGUCAAGCCAAGCCUUGAACUGGGAGGGGGCACCGAACCGCCCCGACCGCCGAGUCGUUCCUUUCUGUCUGAGGCAUUUGUGCUGGCCUACUGUUUCCUGGGUCUGCAGAUCUCUUACUUGACCUGGGGCGUGCUACAAGAGAAGAUCAUGACACAGAAGUAUUACGAGGAAGUGCUGCCAUCGGAUGGACAGCGGUUUGGCGACUCCCAGUUCCUGGUGUUUGUCAACCGCGUGCUGGCGUUCACACUGAGCGGACUGUACCUGCUGUUCACUCAGCAACCGCGGCACCUGGCGCCCGUGUACAAGUACUCCUACUGCUCUUUCUCAAACAUCAUGAGCAGCUGGUGCCAGUACGAGGCACUCAAGUUCGUCGCCUUCCCCACCCAGGUGCUGGCCAAGGCGUCCAAAGUGAUACCUGUCAUGCUUAUGGGACGCUUGGUGUCUCGCAAGAGCUACGACUGGCAUGAGUACCUGCUUGCUCUUGGCAUUUCGGUUGGCAUGGGCCUGUUCCUUCUCUCCCGAUCUUCUGGAGGUUCCUCCUCAUCUCCGACGAGCAGUAGCCUGUCCGGACUGAUCAUCCUCGCCAGUUAUCUCGUGCUUGACAGCUUCACGUCCAACUGGCAGUCCGAGCUAUUCCGCACAUACCGGAUGAGCUCGGCCCAGAUGAUGUGUGGCGUCAACUUCUUCUCGUGCCUGCUGACGUUCGUGUCGCUGCUCCAGCAGGGGGCACUUGCGGCCUCGUUGCGUUUCAUGUUCCGCUUCCACGCCUUCUUCUACGACUGCCUUCUGCUCUCCAUCUGCUCCGCCACAGGCCAGCUUUUUGUCUUCCACACCAUUGCGCAGUUCGGACCCGUCGUCUUUGUGGUGGCCAUGACGGUGCGGCAAGCGGUGGCCGUGUUGCUUUCGUGCCUCAUCUACGGACACCGCCUAGGUGCGCUUGGCAUCGUUGGUGUUCUCAUCGUCUUUGGUGCCGUUUUUGCCAAGAUCUACCUGCGUCAGCGUGCUGCUUGAUCUCUCGGUGCUUCGGUAUUGCUGACUUGCGAAAUUCCCUCCUCCCCCAUCCCGAGUGAUUCCCGAUUCCCUUCCACUGCUUGGUUGUGUUCACUGCUGCUGAAAGGCCCAAAGCGACCAUGUUUGCUGGCCAGAUCUUCAACUUGAUCUGUUCUUCUCGCCUCCUCCUCUGAUAACCAACAAUCUGUGUCGGCGCCCUGCCUGAUUUCUUAAUGCUUCAGUAUUACUGAUUAGCAAGACUCCCCCCUAUCUUGAGUGAUUCCCGAUUCUCCUCUACAGCUGAGUUGUGCUCAUUGCUAACGGCAAGACUUGCACCUACGAUAUUUGCUGGCUGGAAAUUUUGUGCUCAAGACGUCUGCCUAUGGCAGAACAUGCAUGACACAGGGAGGGCUCGGAAUCUCAAACUAAUCUCCAGCUCUGAUAACUAACGUCGGCGCCAGUUUGUGCAAUGCAUGCAACCGAGUCCU
Dermacentor albipictus is the source of this 1968-nucleotide messenger RNA. RefSeq names its product adenosine 3'-phospho 5'-phosphosulfate transporter 1 (gene sll). The record is from RefSeq and is a predicted model, not a curated record. Gene Ontology annotation, biological process: transmembrane transport. Gene Ontology annotation, cellular component: endoplasmic reticulum membrane; Golgi membrane. Lineage: Eukaryota; Metazoa; Arthropoda; Arachnida; Ixodida; Ixodidae. Gene Ontology annotation, molecular function: 3'-phosphoadenosine 5'-phosphosulfate transmembrane transporter activity.